CUGGGACAACAGGGAGCGAGUGCGAAGGGACGAGCAGGAGGCGGAGCGGCAGCAGCAAGAGGAGCAGCAGCAGCAGCGGGAUCGCGAUGCCGAGUCGCGGCUGGACAAGCUUCGCACCAGCGCGCGCACCGGCCGCACCCAACCCUCUGCCCCUGACGACGAGACAGCCGCAGCCGCCGCCUCCGCGCCCGUACCCGCGCCCGCCCCCGCGGCGCCGCUCACCACCCACGACCAGCUCCUGGAUCUCUUCGACGACGACAAGGGUGUGGCGCUGGUGCCCAGGACCAGGCACAAGGAACACAAGGAGAGGGAGCACAAGAGGGACAAGGAAUUGGAGAGGGAGCGGAGGCGAGAGAUCCGGCAGGCCAAGAAGAAGCAAGAGGAGCUUGGUGAGGCGGAGGAGAGGUACAGGCUGGGCGGCGCCCGCUCCACGGCGCAGCCUUGGUACAUGCAGUCGAGGCCGGAGGAACACGAUCACGCUGCUGCGACAGGUGGUGGUGGUGGUGGUGGUGCUGCUGCUGCUGCUGCUGCUGGUGACAAGAAGAGGAAGAAGAGCUUGGAGGAGCUGCGAGCUGAAAGGUUGCAGAGAGAGGAGAGGGAGCGAGCCAAGGCACGCAAGCUGCUGCCCUGCACCAGCAGCAGCAGCAGCAGCAGGAAGCACUACAACUCGAGCUUUGGGUUUGGCACGAGAUAAAGCUAGGUUUUGCUUGUUUUAGGGCUCUUGUUACAUCCGCAAUGGAAGAGAGCGUUGCUCCGCUAGUCACCCUUGACACCUCCAUGGGCUCUUUCACCCUGGAGCUCUACCACAAACACGCUCCCAAGACGUGUCGAAAUUUCAGCGAGCUGGCCAGGCAGGGAUACUACGACCAGGUCAAGUUCCACCGCGUCAUCAAGGAUUUCAUGAUCCAAGGAGGCGACCCCAGUGGCACCGGCAGAGGAGGAGAGUCAAUUUACGGCCGGCAGUUCGAGGACGAGCUAACCCGGGAGCUCAAGCACACUGGAGCGGGUGUUUUAUCCAUGGCCAACUCCGGCCCAAACACCAACGGGAGCCAGUUCUUCAUAACGCUCGCCCCCACGCCGUGGCUCGACGGCAAGCACACCAUAUUCGGGAGAGUAUGCAAAGGGAUGGAUGUUAUCAAGCGACUGGGAAACGUGCACACUGACAAGAGCGACAGGUUUGCCUUGAGCUUGUCAAGUCUUGCGUUUUCUCAUGCUCGUGCUUACAGGCCUGUUCACGACGUCAAGAUUCUCAAGGCCACCGUCGUGGACUGAAGUGCUCACUCAGAAUGCUGCCCAACCCGCGCCCUUGCUGCUGGUGCCGCCGCUGCUGCUCUUGUUGUUAUUGCUAGCCAAGGAAGGCAAUCCGGCCUGGAGCGCGAGCUCGUUUCCUUAGUUACCACCAGUUUAAAGUUUCAAGGCAAAGACACUUACUUGGA
Selaginella moellendorffii is the source of this 1436-nucleotide messenger RNA. RefSeq names its product peptidyl-prolyl cis-trans isomerase CYP18-2. The transcript has 5 exons. Gene Ontology annotation, cellular component: catalytic step 2 spliceosome. Gene Ontology annotation, molecular function: peptidyl-prolyl cis-trans isomerase activity. Gene Ontology annotation, biological process: protein peptidyl-prolyl isomerization; protein folding. The coding region runs from base 736 to 1272 and encodes 178 amino acids. NCBI's taxonomy places the organism in Eukaryota, Viridiplantae, Streptophyta, Lycopodiopsida, Selaginellales, Selaginellaceae. The record is from RefSeq and is a predicted model, not a curated record.